AUGCCAGACACCUAUCUGCCUUCACUUAAUCACGCAGCCUCACAUGUAGCUCACGACGCCGUACAAGCUGCAUCGAACUGGGUAUCCGGCUCAUCCUCCACCGACUUGACGAACUCGGCCGCAGUCGGGGCCCAAGACGAUUUCGACGCUUUACAAUAUGUUGAUCCUCUCAUCGGCUCUAGGAAUGGUGGCAAUGUCUUCGUGGGUGCGACACUACCCUAUGGCAUGGCAAAGGCAUCUGCGGAUACCAACAGCAGCUCGAAUCAAGGCGGCUUUACUCUGGAUGGGAACCCAGUCACCGGAUUCUCGACAAUGCAUGAUUCCGGUACUGGCGGACAGCCCUCUCUGGGAAACUUCCCAUUAUUUGCAUACACAACCUGCCCCAGCGGAGUCAUCAACUGGUGCACAUUUCCGAAAAAGUCGAGGGCGAAGUAUGGCUACUUCAACCAAAAAGACGUAAUCGCAAAGCCGGGACUCUUCAACAUCACCCUGAAAACCGGCAUCCGGGUGGAAAUGACGACAACCGAGCGAGCAUCUCUCAUAAGGUUCAACUUCCCCCAGGCAGGACAGCCUCUCAUCCUGCAAGACCUCUCAGAUCUCGGCGACACGAGACAAGACAACGCAACGAUCAAUGUGGACGCCAAAUCAGGACGCAUCACAGGCAACGCGCGCUUCCAGCCGAGCUUCGGCAGCGGUACCUUUGUCCUGCACUUUUGCACCGACUUCAAUGGCGCUGAGAUCCUCGAUACGGGCAUCUUUGCAGACAGCCGCGCGAGCACAGAGGUCAAGAACAUGACUAUCUCGCGGUCUAUCAACGGAUAUCCCUUGCCCGGCGGCGCCUUUGUGCGGUUCAAGUCUGCGGACCAGCCCAUUACCGCGCGUGUCGCGACUAGUUUCAUCAGCGAGGAAAGGGCGUGUGAACAUGCUGAGGGUGAGAUUUCGGAUUACAACUUUGAGAGGGUGUCGGGCGAAGCGACAGCAAUUUGGCGCCGUAAGCUCAGUCCCAUCAAGAUCAACACCGAUCGUGUGGAUGAGUCUUUCGCGCGGAACUUUUACAGCGGCAUCUAUCGAACUAUGGUCAACCCCCAAAAUUACACUGGCGAGAACCCCCUCUGGAAAAGCGAUGAGCCGUACUGGGAUUCAUUCUACUGUUUGUGGGACUCGUUCCGCUCCCAGAUUCCGUUCCUGGUGAUUAUCGAUCCAACUUCGGUUGCGCAAAUGGUCAGGUCUCUCAUCGAUACGUACGUUCACCUCGGCUGGCUUCCGGACUGCCGCAUGAGUUUGUGCAAGGGGCUCACCCAGGGAGGAUCAAACGCGGACAACGUUCUGGCGGACGCUUAUUUGAAGAAUAUCACCGAGGGAAUUGACUGGGAUCUGGGCUAUGAAGCGGUGAAGAAGGACGCGGAUGAAGAACCGUUCGACUGGAGCGUCAACGGUCGUGGUGGAAUGGACAGCUGGAAGAAGCUGGGCUACAUUCCCGUUCAGGACUUCGAUGUCAAAGGCUUCGGAACUUUGACUCGUAGCGUCUCACGAACGCUGGAGUACAGCUACAACGACUUUUGCAUCGCAUCCAUGGCGGACCGCAUGGGGCAUGGGGAUGACAGAGAAAAGUAUCUCUCGUCAAGCAGUAACUGGCGUAACCUGUACAGGCAGGAUCAGAAGUCGGCCUUCUUCAACGGCACCGACACCGGCUUCAGAGGAUUCUUUGAGCCCAAAUUCCUCAACCAAACUUGGGCCUAUCAGAACCCCCUGAACUGCAGUAAUCUUGAUGGGCAGAGCUCGUGUUCGUUGCAGAACAACGGCCCAGAAACAUUUGAGAGCAGUCUUUGGGAGUAUGGCUUCUUUGUUCCUCACGACCAAGGAACGCUCAUCAACACCCUUGGUGGCCCGGACGCCUUCGUUCGCAGGCUCAACUUCUUGCAUGACCAAAACAUCACCUACAUUGGCAACGAACCAGCUUUCCUUACAGUCUUCCAAUACCAUUAUGCCGGUCGUCCAGCUCUAUCCGCAAGACGAGCUCAUUUCUACAUCCCUUCAUUCUUUUCACCUGAUCCAGCCGGCCUUCCCGGUAACGACGAUAGUGGUGCCAUGGGAUCUUUCCUUGCCUUCUCUAUGAUGGGUCUGUUUCCCAAUCCCGGGCAAGAUGUCUACUUGAUCAUCCCACCCUUCUUCGAGAGCAUCGAAAUCACGCACCCGCAAACAGGGAGAACAGCGAAGGUCCGCAACAUCAACUUUGACCCACAGUACAGAAACAUCUACAUCCAAAAGGCGACGCUUAACGGACAGCCUUACAGAAAAAGCUGGGUUGAUCACAAGUUCUUCACCGAGGGUCAGGAGCUGGUACUUACUCUUGGCCGGCGUGAGAGUGACUGGGGAACGAGGGUCCAGGAUCUCCCACCAAGUUUGGGCCCGUACCUGGGGUUCAACCGAACGUUCCCCUCCAAUCGUACCAGCACGAGAAUUGUAGAUACGGGGGUUGUAGAUACGACAUACAAGAGCGAGUUCGGGCAUACGGGGGCGGACUUGAAUGUGUAG
Colletotrichum phormii is the source of this 2535-nucleotide messenger RNA. RefSeq names its product family 92 glycosyl hydrolase. The record is from RefSeq and is a predicted model, not a curated record. The coding region runs from base 1 to 2535 and encodes 844 amino acids. Gene Ontology annotation, biological process: glycoprotein catabolic process; protein deglycosylation; carbohydrate metabolic process. The transcript has 2 exons. NCBI's taxonomy places the organism in Eukaryota, Fungi, Ascomycota, Sordariomycetes, Glomerellales, Glomerellaceae. Gene Ontology annotation, molecular function: peptide-N4-(N-acetyl-beta-glucosaminyl)asparagine amidase activity; carbohydrate binding. Gene Ontology annotation, cellular component: cytosol; nucleus.